Bipolaris victoriae FI3 is the source of this 237-nucleotide messenger RNA. RefSeq lists its product as hypothetical. Gene Ontology annotation, biological process: regulation of DNA-templated transcription. Gene Ontology annotation, molecular function: DNA-binding transcription factor activity. The annotation marks the transcript as partial. Lineage: Eukaryota; Fungi; Ascomycota; Dothideomycetes; Pleosporales; Pleosporaceae. The transcript has 2 exons. The record is from RefSeq and is a predicted model, not a curated record.
AUGAAACUCACUGCCGACCAACUUGCACGAAGAAGAGAGUAUAACCGAGAGAGUCAGCGAAAGUCGCGCCAGAAAAAAAAAGACCAGAUUAACACUCUUCAACGCCAGAAUAGAGAGCUUGAGCAAGACAACGUGUCACUGCAGGAGCGGCUACUACACGCAUUAGCAACCAUAGAAGUAUUGAAAAAGGGUGCGAGUUCACAACAAAUUCCUCUCUACGUAGAAAGUGUAUACCUA